CACACUGUGUGUGCAACUCAGUACAAGUUGAGCUGGAAAGAAGCACACGUUUUCUGUCUUUGCGACUGAGGUUUUGCGUCUGAAUUCGAGAUCAUUUGGGGGAAUAAACGCAGAAGUAGCUUAAAAGGAGGCGACAAGGAGAGCUGCAUAAAGAGCCAAGGCCGGUCGGUGUCUCAGAUGUGAAGUAAGGGCUUCGGGUUACUAUGACGAUCUGAAGUGAUGAAAAAAGAGAAGUGCUCUUAAAGACGAAGCACCCCAUCCAGUUUCUUUAUUCUUCUUUUUUUCUUGAAACGACGACGGAAAGUUUGGUGCAAGAAAACAGCGAGUGAGACGUUCCACCAGCCUAUCGGAGUAAUUCUGGUUGGUUUGUUCUACUGAGUACAUGAAGCUCUCGCAUAUAAUGGCAUUGGUGUUGAAGGACUGUAGCGUCGUAUGUAGACGUUUUUACAGGUGCUAAUGAAGCUAUUAGACGAGCCAGACUGUAUGCCGUGGGGGCUUAAUAACCAAUCCCACCCACUAACGAGGUAACAUAACUCCUGCUCUGUCGGAACAUAAAAACAUCCACUAAACCAUUCUGCUGGGACAGAAUUGACGUUUGAAUCUUACAAUGCCGCCGUCGUCAGGAGAACUGUGGGGCUCCCACUUUAUGCCCGCCAAAAUCAGCAUAGAAUGCCUUCUUCCGACGGGGAUAAUCGUACCGUUGGAAUGUGUUCGUGAGGCGACUUUGGAGAACAUUAAAGCCCUUCUAUGGAAAGAGGCAAAGAAACUACCUCUAUCACAUCUUCUCGGGGAGGCAUCAUCUUAUAUUUUCGUGACUAUAACCCAAGAUGCGGAGAAGGAGGAGUUUUAUGACGAGGGGAGGAGGUUGUGUGACUUGCGCCUUUUUCAGCCGUGGUUAAAAGUCGUGGAACCAGCAGGAAACCGGGAAGAGAAAAUGCUGAAUUAUGAAAUAGGUACUGCCAUCGGUAUGCCCAUCAAUGAAUUUGACUCCAUGAAGGACCCUGAGGUCAUUGAUUUCCGUCGUAACAUCCUCACGCUUUGCAAAGAGGUCGUUGAAGAACGAGAAAUCCAGGGGAAGACGGAACAUGCCAUGUACGUCUAUCCGCCAAACAUUUACAUCUCCCCUGAGCUGCCAAAGCACAUCAUGCAGAAGCUUGAUAGAGGUCGAGUCACAGUUUGUAUAUGGGUCAUCUCAUCCAGCGGCCAGCAGAAAAAGUACACCAGUAAGAUCGCCCACGAUUGCAAACCAGAAGAUAUUAUUGCAGAGACGAUACGAAAACGCACCGAGAGUAUGUCGCUGUCGAUGGCUCAGCAACAACGAUGUGUCGAGGAAUAUAAAGGGACGUACGUUCUGAAAGUCUGUGGAUGUGAUGAAUACAUCAUGGAUGAUUACCCUAUAUCACAGUUUAAGUACAUCCGUCAAUGCAUUCUGCGCAACAAAACCCCACAGCUGAUGUUGAUGUCCCGAGACAGUGUCCUCAACAGCCUGCCAGAGGUUGCCUUCCCAAUACCCUCCUACAUGAGGCGCGGCCCUCCAGCUUUGCCUAGGGAUAACAUGCAGGCCAAGUGCCUGUGGGACGUCCAUGACCCGUUCAGGGUGAAGAUCAAUUGUGCAAUGUAUGUAAACGUCAAAGAAUUAGACAAGAUAUAUGUCCGAUCAGGAAUCUACCACGGCUCGGAAUCACUCUGCACCCAAAUGAUGACGGAACAUGUUCCGUGUUCAAAUCCCCGCUGGAAUGAAUGGUUAAAGUAUGAGCUGCGUAUACCAGAUAUUCCAAGGAGUGCCAGACUCUGUGUGUCCAUCUGCUCAACGAGUAAACGGAGGGGCAAGAAAGAGGGUGGAUGUUGCAUAGCUUGGGGUAAUGUCAACUUGUUUGAUUACACCAACCGCCUCCAAGCAGGCAAUCUCCGCCUCUACCUCUGGCCCCUCCCUCAGGGGCAUGAUGAGCUUCUCAACCCAUUUGGCCAGACGGGUUCGAAUCCUAACAAAGAUGCUCCGUGUCUUGAGCUUGAGUUUGACCGCUUCAAGUACAGCCUGGUGUUUCCACAAUUCCAGGAGAUCAGCGAAUAUGCCAUGUAUGUGGCUCCACAGUACGACACAACCUCCGUCUUUGAUUCAUUUGAAGACCCGUCAGAGGAAGAAGCCAAACAGCUAGAUGAAAUAAUUAGACGAGAUACGCUACAUGAAAUGUCGGAACAAGAUAAAGAACUGGUCUGGAAAUACAGGAGGUAUUGUCGAGAGAGACCCAACUCCUUGCCAAAGUUGCUCAAUGCAGUCAAGUGGAACUCGAGGGAUGACGUCUCGCUGCUAUACAUCCUCCUGAAGGACUGGGAUCUUGUGGAUAAUGAGACUUCUCUUGGUCUUCUUGACUGUAGCUAUGCUGAUCUUGGGGUUAGGACGUUUGCUGUAGAAUCCCUGGAACAGAAUCUGACUGAUGAAGAACUUCUGCAGUAUAUUCUGCAGCUUGUACAGGUGCUGAAGUAUGAGUCAUAUCUAGACAACCCACUGGCUAGAUUUCUCAUGAGAAGGUCCCUCUACAACCAAAGAAUCGGUCAUUUCUUCUUCUGGCAUCUCAGAUCGGAGAUGCACAAGCCCAAAGUGAGCCAGCGUUUUGGUCUGAUGUUAGAAGCCUAUUGCAGAGCGCUAGGACCAUACCUCAAACUCAUAGUCAAACAGGUGGAAGCUAUCGAUAAAUUGACAAACCUAACGAUAUCACUCAACGAGAGAAAAGAUGACACGAGUAAAGAUCGUUUGAAGUACCUAUCUGACCAGAUGCAGCAAGCUGACUUUAUUGAUGCCCUCCAACACUUCCCACUCCCACUCAAUCCUAACUUCACUCUGGGCAAACUCAAGGUAGAAGACUGCCGUAUUAUGUCAUCAGCAAAGCGCCCUCUAUGGCUGGUAUGGGAGAACCAGGACUUCAUGGCCGAGGCAAUGUUUGAUGACAUCAAGGUGAUAUUUAAGAGAGGGGAUGAUCUUCGUCAGGACAUGUUGACUCUACAGAUUCUUGAGAUUAUGGACAACAUCUGGCAAAUGAAUGGUUUGGAUCUCAAGAUGCAACCCUAUAAAUGUCUAGCUUCGGGCAAUGCUACUGGCCUAAUUGAAGUAGUCCGUAAUUCGCUCACAAUCUACGACAUCCAACACAAAGCUGGCAUUAUGGGAACUCUGCAACUAAAGAGUAGCGUUCUUCACCAGUGGAUACGAGAGAAGAACAAAGGACUACAAUAUGACGAUGCCAUAGACUUGUUCACCAAGUCCUGCGCUGGUUACUGCGUGGCUACCUUCAUCCUUGGUAUAGGGGAUCGCCAUAAUGACAACAUCAUGGUCAAUGAGAAUGGACAGAUUUUCCACAUUGACUUUGGUCAUUUCUUGGGACACAUUAAGAAGAAGUAUGGCAUUAAGAGAGAGAGGGUGCCGUUUGUUCUGACUGAAGACUUCUUACGGGUCAUUACCAAGGGCAAUGACAUCAACAAGAGUCCCGAGUUUAAGAAGUUCCAGGAGCUAUGUUGCUCUGCCUACCUCAUUCUCCGCCGUUCAGCCAACCUCUUCAUCUCGCUCUUCUCCAUGAUGCUAGCAACAGGGAUCCCAGAGCUGCAAUCCAUCGACGACAUCUCGUAUCUCCGCAAGACGAUGGCCGUCGAGAAAGCCGAGAAAGAAGCAGUGGAAUACUUCAUGAAACAACUCAAUGAUGCCCAUGGAGGAGGAUGGACGACUAAGAUGGACUGGUUGUGUCAUGCCCUAAAACACGGAAUCUAAGAAUCGGGAUGGUUUUCCUGGUUUUAAAGUACUUCCCUCUGUCUAUUCGUGACUCGAGUCAAGACACCAGCCACCCUGAGAGCUUCUACGUCAACAUCUAUGCAAAACAUGCACUGAUGGAUACCUGAGCAAGUUUGUACAGUCUUCUCAACUUUUAUUCCUUCAUUCACUCGUUUUAUUUUUAUUUUUUUAUAUUUGUUUAUUGAUGUAUAUUUUUAUGAUUUUUUGGGGAUAUUCGGAAUGAUCACAUCGGGGAAAUCAUUGUCGGGGUUCUAUCUUGUUUGAAUUGAGCAAUCCAUCAAGCUCUGUCCCUUUCCUAAACUGACAAAUCAUUGUCUUGUUUGGGCUCUCAACAAAAGAAAAUAUGUUAAAAUAUACAAGCAGACUUUUGGGUUUACUAGGUGGCAGCAGACUUACAAGGUAAAGUUAAUGUUCCCAGGAAAAUGCGCAUGCUCAGAACGACAUAAAGAAAUGCCCAUCCAUAAUGAGCUUUGGUCUGUGUUAUAGUGGGCAGUGCACAAUGGAUCUUGCUGUUUCUCUGAAGCAAUUAGUUACAAACAAGUCAUACCAUGUCCUAAAUAUCGAAACUAAAAUUGCCAAAGGCAGCAAGUUGAAGAAGCCUGUCAUAGAGGUAGGAAACAUGCACUACAUUAUCCAAAACAAAUCGAUUGAUCAAUUGUUAGAAAUAAAAGGUGCCAAUGCAUCUGUUGUUGCUCACAGCACAAACAGUAAACGCUAAAAAAACGUGUAGAAUUUAAGUCAAGAUCUGAAAAUGGAUGAAUUCAUGUUCUGAUGAAGAUGGCUCCACAAUAAAGGUGCAGCUAUAGAGAAGGCAUGACCCAAGCCGCCCCCCCCCCCCCC
Asterias rubens (European starfish) is the source of this 4618-nucleotide messenger RNA. RefSeq names its product phosphatidylinositol 4,5-bisphosphate 3-kinase catalytic subunit alpha isoform-like. Gene Ontology annotation, cellular component: phosphatidylinositol 3-kinase complex, class IA; cytoplasm; phosphatidylinositol 3-kinase complex, class IB. Gene Ontology annotation, biological process: cell migration; phosphatidylinositol-3-phosphate biosynthetic process; phosphatidylinositol 3-kinase/protein kinase B signal transduction. The transcript has 20 exons. The record is from RefSeq and is a predicted model, not a curated record. Bases 608 to 3757 code for a protein of 1049 amino acids. NCBI's taxonomy places the organism in Eukaryota, Metazoa, Echinodermata, Asteroidea, Forcipulatida, Asteriidae. Gene Ontology annotation, molecular function: 1-phosphatidylinositol-3-kinase activity; 1-phosphatidylinositol-4-phosphate 3-kinase activity.